Molecule: messenger RNA, 1212 nt
Organism: Pyrenophora tritici-repentis Pt-1C-BFP
Lineage: Eukaryota; Fungi; Ascomycota; Dothideomycetes; Pleosporales; Pleosporaceae
Product: pigment biosynthesis protein Ayg1
Source: RefSeq, a predicted model, not a curated record
AUGCCAAACGGAAACUGGAUCCUCGGCGACCUUUUCGAGAAAGAGUACGGCCAUCGCGGUAGCAUCCAGAAGCUCUGGGAGCAGCGAUGGAAGUUUCCAUGCACCAAAGGCGUUUAUCCGUUUCAUGAUGGAAAAUUCGAGGACUUUGAGCCCAUCUUUAAGCACCUCAUCGAUAACAAAAUCAAUGACCCCUUUGACGAUGCAUACACCAAUGCAUUCCUGCCAACAGCACAACGUCUUGCAAAGGAAGCAAAGGAGAUGGAGAGCAAAAACAAAGAAGCAGCGAAGAAGUUGUACCUCAACGCAAACGCUGUUUUCCGACUCGCCCGAUUCCCCUACAUCGGGACCGAACUGAAGAAGAAGGUAUACGAGGAGCAAAAAGAAGUCUACUUCCGCGGUGCCCAACUCUGGGACAUUCCAAUCGAAGAAUUCGUCGUACCGCACACCCACGCCUCUAACGGUGACGGUCCAGAAAUUCCCCUCUACAUUCGUAAACCCCCCGGCAAUGGCCCCUUCCCCACCGUCCUCCUGAUCACCGGCCUCGACGGCCACCGCCCAGACAACACGGAACGCACCCAAGAGCACCUAAAUCGCGGUUGGGCAACUGUAAUCUGCGACAUACCCGGAACAACCGUCGACUGCCCCGCCAACAAGCGCGACCCCCUCAGCCCUGACCGCCUCUUCACCAGUAUCCUAGACUGGAUAAAAGAAACCCCGUAUCUCAACGAGAACAAAGUAAUUGCCUGGGGCCUCUCCGCAGGCGGCUACUACGCCAUCCGCCUGGCCCACACUCACCGCACACAACUCAUCGGCAGCAUCGGCCACGGCGCCGGAACCCACCACUACAUCAGCCGCGAGUGGCUAUCUCAAAUCAACAAGCACGAGUACCCCUUCGGCCUCGAAGAAGCGUACACGCAGAAAUACGGUUACUCCUCCUUCGAAGAGAUGAAGGAAAAGUGCCAGGAUGAAUUCAGUCUAGUUAGUGGCAAGGGAGAGGGCGUGGCGGUCGUGGGCAUGGGCAUGAAGAGUUGUAGGUUGUUGCUUGUGAAUGGCGUGCUAGAUGGAUGUAUGCCGAUUGAGGAUUCCAUGUUACUGGCCGAGUAUGGGAGUCCAAAAGAAAUGCGGUUUAUGAAGGACAGGCUGCAUAUGGGGUAUCCGGAGGCAAAUGGGAGUGUGUAUCCGUGGAUGGAGGAGGUUGUUGCUGGCAAGUAA